AUGAGGCAAUAUAAUAUUUCCUAUCAUCGCUAUGCUGACGACACUCAGACUUACAUCCCUCUCAGUUCUGAGAACUCCUAUUAUGAACUUCUCAAGGGUUUUAAAGAUAUCACAUGCCGGACGUGUAUUUUAUACAGAGAUCCGGAAAAGUCGAAUCUGAGUAUCUUGCCAACUUUCCAGUGUGAAUGCACGGCUGCUGGUGUUUCAGUAAAGGCACAGCAGAGUGUUCAGUGUUCAGUGUUUCUGAGAGCUGUGCUGGAUGUUUUUCAGCUGGUGGGGCUCGGUCUGGUGGCUCUGGGAAUGUGGCUCCGGUUCGGCGCGGAGACCCGAGGCUUCUUCGACAUCGAUCUGAGCAGCCCUGAGUUCAACAUCGGAGUGAUGGUGCUGGUGGUCACGGGGGUCCUGAUGCUGCUGGUGGCCAUCAUCGGUGACUGCGGCGCCUGCAACAACAGCAAACCAGCUCUCGGCGUGUUUUCUGGCCUGCUGACCGUUCUGAUCAUCAUUGAAAUCGCAGCCGGUGUGAUGGCCUUCAUGUGGAGCGACCAGGUCUCCGGUGAUUUGGUGAACUUCUAUGCCACCAUCUACGCUCAGUAUCUCAACACCAGGAGCCCCGCUCAAGCCGUCACCCUCGAAUUGUUCAACAAUGCUGUAAGAUGCACACACACACACACAGACAGACAGACAGACAGACACACACACACACACACAC
This is a messenger RNA of Sinocyclocheilus grahami, 709 nucleotides long. Its product is annotated as tetraspanin-2-like. Gene Ontology annotation, cellular component: plasma membrane. The annotation marks the transcript as partial. The record is from RefSeq and is a predicted model, not a curated record. NCBI's taxonomy places the organism in Eukaryota, Metazoa, Chordata, Actinopteri, Cypriniformes, Cyprinidae. The transcript is spliced from 5 exons.